CCCAGACAGACUCGGUUCCACAAUUUUUCACUCACAACACUGAUCGUUUCCCAAGGUUAAUUAAGGUACACACUCCUAGUCUGGUCUCUUUCAAUAUUCCUUGUCUCUUCAGAUUUCUGAUUCCCAUUUUAUCUUUCCAUCCCUUUUGCUCUCUUCUCUCUGUUCCUUUCUCUCUCAAAUUUGUAACUUUUCUUUCUCUCCAGCUAUCGUUCUGUCUCUCUCUCCUUGUCCAUGAUGCAAUUCACUGAAACCCCACCACCACCUUUGCAGUUUCAUGGCCAAAUCACUGCUCCAAUCUCAAACCCCACCGUGAACAAGAUUAACCAAACUCAAAGGACCCGUCCAUGGCCUGGGUUUCCUACUUCAAAAGCUUUAGGCAGUUUAGGUGAUGCAAAUUGCAUGGAGCAGCUUUUAGUCCACUGUGCAAACGCAAUUGAAAGUAACGAUGCCACUUUAGCUCAACAGAUUCUUUGGGUUUUAAACAACAUUGCACCCCCAGAUGGUGACUCAAAUCAGCGCUUAACGUGUGCUUUCCUUAGAGCUCUCGUUGCACGUGCUGCCAAGAAUGGUACUUGCAAACUCCUCGCAGCUAUGGCGAAUGCUAACUGCACUCUUGCUAUAAAUACCCACAAAUUCUCUGUCAUUGAGCUUGCUGGGUUUGUGGACUUAACCCCAUGGCAUCGCUUCGGUUUCACUGCUGCUAAUGCUGCUAUUAUAGAAGCCAUUGAUGGGUAUUCAUCUGUUCAUAUUGUGGAUUUAAGCAUGACUCGUUGCAUGCAAAUCCCUACUCUUAUUGAUGCUAUAGCAAAUCGCUUUGAGGUCACUCCUUUGAUAAAGCUCACAGUUGCUGGUGCCACUGAAGAUAUUCCCCCUAUGCUUGAUCUUUCUUAUGACGAGUUGGGUGCCAAGUUGAUAAACUUUGCAAGGUCCCGCAAUGUAAUAAUGGAGUUUAGAGUCGUCCAUUCAAGUUAUGCAGAUGGAUUCUCUUCUUUAAUCGAGCAGCUACGAGUGCAGAAUUUGGUCUACACAGAAAAUGGCGAGGCUCUUGUUGUAAACUGUCAGAUGUUGCUCCAUUACAUCCCUGAAGAAACCAUUUCUAGUAGUAUUCCUCGUACCAACUCAUCAAAUCCAUACUCUGUUGUCGAGUCUUCUCUUCGAACCAUGUUUCUGAAAUCCCUUUGGAGUUUAGAUCCAACAAUUGUAGUGUUAGUAGAUGAAGAUGCAGAUUUAAUAUCAAACAAUCUGGUGUGUAGAUUAAGGUCAGCCUUCAAUUAUCUAUGGAUUCCUUAUGAUACAAUGGACACAUUUCUUCCAAGGGGAAGCAAGCAAAGGCAGUGGUAUGAAGCAGACAUAUGCUGGAAGAUUGAGAAUGUGAUCGCUCAUGAAGGUCUGCAAAGGGUUGAGAGGCUGGAAACAAAGAGCAUGUGGGUUCAGCGGAUGAAGAAUGCUAAUUUUAGAAGCAUUUCUUUCGGUGAAGAUGCAGUUUCUGAAGUUAAGACAAUGCUUGGGGAACAUGCAGCUGGGUGGGGAUUGAAGAAGGAAGAAGACGACCUCGUUCUUACUUGGAAAGGACAUAAUGUUGUAUUUGCCACUGCUUGGAUGUCUGCUUAAUUCAUCUUCUUCCUCUCAAUUCUUUCUUUUUUCCCCCAAACAA
Manihot esculenta (cassava) is the source of this 1654-nucleotide messenger RNA. RefSeq names its product scarecrow-like protein 32. The record is from RefSeq and is a predicted model, not a curated record. Gene Ontology annotation, biological process: regulation of DNA-templated transcription. Bases 232 to 1611 code for a protein of 459 amino acids. Gene Ontology annotation, cellular component: nucleus. Gene Ontology annotation, molecular function: DNA-binding transcription factor activity; sequence-specific DNA binding. The transcript has a single exon. Lineage: Eukaryota; Viridiplantae; Streptophyta; Magnoliopsida; Malpighiales; Euphorbiaceae.